This is a messenger RNA of Gastrolobium bilobum, 543 nucleotides long. RefSeq names its product leucine aminopeptidase 2, chloroplastic-like. Gene Ontology annotation, cellular component: cytoplasm. The record is from RefSeq and is a predicted model, not a curated record. Gene Ontology annotation, molecular function: manganese ion binding; metalloaminopeptidase activity. The annotation marks the transcript as partial. Gene Ontology annotation, biological process: proteolysis. The transcript has 4 exons. NCBI's taxonomy places the organism in Eukaryota, Viridiplantae, Streptophyta, Magnoliopsida, Fabales, Fabaceae.
GUGAAUAACACAGAUGCCGAGGGUAGGCUUACCCUGGCAGAUGCUCUGGUGUAUGCUUGUAACCAAGGUGUUGAAAAGAUAGUUGACUUGGCAACAUUAACUGGGGCCUGUAUAGUUGCUCUUGGACCCUCAAUUGCAGGUGUGUUUACACCCAGUGAUGACCUAGCAAAAGAAAUUUUUGAUGCUUCUGAAGUGAGUGGGGAGAAACUAUGGAGGAUGCCAUUAGAAGAAAGUUAUUGGGAGUCAAUGAAAUCAGGAGUAGCUGAUAUGGUGAACACUGGUGGUCGACAAGGUGGUGCUAUUACUGCUGCUCUUUUCUUAAAGCAGUUUGUUGAUGAAAAGGUCCAAUGGAUGCAUAUUGACUUGGCUGGUCCAGUGUGGAAUGAUAAGCAGCGCUCUGCAACAGGAUUUGGUGUUGCUACUUUAGUGGAAUGGGUUUUGUGAAACGCAUCUUAAAUGCAAACUGAGAUCUUGAAAUCAUGACAUCUUGUUAAAUUGUGGUGUUUCUGGUUUGGUGAGGACAGUUAUAUUUCUGAAGGGAUA